AGAAACGGUACCACAUGGAUGCACUCUUCGAGCAACUCUCUGCCGUCGCGGACAUGGCUCUCCACGGCCGGGGCUUCGACCCGGCGCGGCUUGCCGGCGUCCUUGCGCUCUUCGAGGGCGAGGCGCACGCCUCAUGGGCGGCAGCCGAGACGGAGCACGAGGCGGUGGCCCGGGGCACCGAGGCGGCCGUGGAGACCGCUCAGGGCCACCUGAACGCCGUCAUGGGCGCGGCCGUCGGCAAGUACCGCGGCUCGUCCGGCGAGGCCGACGCGCUGUCCGCGGCCAUGGCGGCCAUGGAUAUGGCCUUCGAGGCGACGUCCGGGACACGCCCCUCGUGAGAUCGAGCGGGAAAGAUCUGUGCGCGCACGCACCGCAAGAUCGAUCGGUACACUCCCAUGAGCAUGUAUGUACUCCUAUGUGCCUGGCUGCAUGGCUGGGCUAUGAGACUAUGACUAUGAUGAUGUACUAUACUCGUAUGGACACCAGAGCUAGUGAGCAGAGCA
This is a messenger RNA of Triticum urartu, 503 nucleotides long. It is a transcript of the gene MEE9, whose product is annotated as maternal effect embryo arrest 9. Lineage: Eukaryota; Viridiplantae; Streptophyta; Magnoliopsida; Poales; Poaceae. The record is from RefSeq and is a predicted model, not a curated record.